AGCGAUGACGGUACCUGGAAAUAACCUCGUGUCGCCCCGUGCGAAGCGGCUCCGUGCGCUCGGUAUAUUAUGCGAUCGCCAGGUUAUAACUAUUUAUAAAACCAGCUCGCGACCGGCGUAGACCCUUUAAGAUGGUAGAGCAAACAUUACCCGUGACAAAUUGAACGUACCUCGCCGUUCUGUCUUAUUAAAAUUGAUCGAGACCUUGGGAACCUCGUCGCCUCUGAUCUCUGAUGGAGCGGUCCUACUUGUGAAACUUCCAUCCGCCGAUACGUCACGUUAAGCAUGGCUCUUCUAGGAGCGCAAUUGGUCAUCACUCUUGUAAUGGUCAGCGUCAUACAAAAACUGAGUCCACAUUUUUCCUUCGCGAGAUGGAUCCUAUGUUCGACAGGAUUGACACGAUAUCUGUAUCCAACAGAUCAACAAUUAAGAGCGUUAGCUGGUGUGCCGAAGGAGAAACCAAAGAGAGGAAAGCACAGCGAAAAUGGCAAAGUGGGAGAUGUGUUUCACAUCCCUAGAAAUCUGGAUAUCAAGCUUGAAAGUGCAAAAAUAACUGCUCUCGAUGUAGUGCACUUAAAAUAUUACACGGAAUAUCAGUGGCUAUUAGAUUUCUCUGUGUACGCUAUCAUCGUUUAUGUACUGACUGAGGCAUACAAUUAUUUGUAUCCAAUCAAAGAUGAGAUUAAUCUCAGUAUACUAUGGUGCGUGGUGGUCUUGGGCUUUGCAUUUAAAGUACUACUUUCCCUCUGGAUACAAUAUUUCAAGGGGGAAGAAAGUGUUGGUGAAAGAUCUACAUGCAUCGUUACUGGAUUUGCGUAUCUUCUUAUCGCUAUGAUGGUACUCAUAGUUGAUGAAAAUAAAUUGGAAAUUGGGUUGGAAAAGGCAUAUACAAGUUUCAAUCAUAGUGCUUCUCAUUUUUUAGACACUCAAGGGCUUUCUUCGACAGGACCAGCCUCAAAAAUUGUCUUGAAGUUUUUUCUGGCUAUAUGGUGCGGUUUAUUGGGAUCUUUGUUCACUUUCCCAGGAUUGAGGGCGUCAAAAAUGCAUUGGGAUACGUUGAGGUAUUAUAAAGAUCAUAAAUUAUUAUUGCUAAUAGCAAAUAUCAGUUAUGCAUCACCCCUUCUAUUAGUGGGUCUAUGGAUUACGCCCAUAAGUAGAGAUUAUUUAACUGUUCGGAUAUUUAGUGGUAUGACUGGUCCACUAAUGACAGUAGCAAGGUUUGAAAGUUUGAGGUUGAUUAUUAUUGUUGUUGUCGGUUUAUUAAAAAUUGUACUCAUGCCAAUAUAUCUGCAAUCUUACUUAAAUCUCGCCAUACAGAGAUUGGAGAUUCAAAAGAAAGAAGCUGGCAGAAUAACUAAUGUCGAUUUGCAGAAAAAGAUUGCAGCUGUGUAUUAUUACCUAUGUGUAGUGGCGCUACAAUUUGUUGUUCCCAUAAUUAUAUGUCUAUUUUUUACAUUUUUGUACAAAACACUGGGUGGUUUUACCUGGGAGGGUAUCUUAAAGGGAACUUUGGAGGAAGAGUGCCCAGCGGACGAAUUACCGAAGUCAUUAUCGUCUACAAUUAAUUCUGAUAAUAUCGACAAGACUGUUAUACAAACCGCUGAAGAAGUUCAACUUGCGUUAGGUUCAUUAAAACAGAUAUUUACCACAGAUGUGUACAGAGGUGUCUUAGGCUUAGCAACAUGGUGGAGUUGUUUCGCGUUAUUUUCGACCAGUGCUAUGGGCAUGUUUUAUCAGUCGUAUUUUUCGAACAUGUGAAGUGAUCUAUUGGGGGGAAAAAAAUCCAGUCGCAUCGCACAAAUCUUCAUUAAUUCAUAGAUCAGCCAUUCAUUAUUAUAUCAUUGUCCAUUGAAAUACGUAUUUUCAGAUUACCUAUUUUAAUGCCUAUCGCCAAAUGAUUAAGAUAACGGCUACCGAUAAGAUUUUGUAAUGCGUAUGGCAAUAAAUAAUAUCAUAAUUGUAUUGUAAAUAAAGACUUUGGGGACUUAAAUCAAAACGAUGAACGUGUUAAAAACGUGAUUAUAAUACAAUAUACGAAUUUUAACAUGCUAUCACGUAAUGUACAAAUAAAACAGGAUUAAAUUAGUA
Temnothorax curvispinosus is the source of this 2088-nucleotide messenger RNA. It is a transcript of the gene emei, whose product is annotated as transmembrane protein 161B. The coding region runs from base 286 to 1758 and encodes 490 amino acids. The record is from RefSeq and is a predicted model, not a curated record. The transcript has 11 exons. NCBI's taxonomy places the organism in Eukaryota, Metazoa, Arthropoda, Insecta, Hymenoptera, Formicidae.